GGUGGCCGCCUUGAGGGGGCCGUGUGACACCUGCCGGGUCACCGGCCGGCCCGUGUGCGGACGGGGCCCUCCGUGCCCUCGGCAAGCGGCGCUGGGCUGUUGCCCCCUCCUGGCCUGGAAGGGUUCGGGCGUAGGAACAAGAAAGCUCAGGAACAGCAGUCCUUGGAGAAACGGAGAGCAGGUUGCCCUUUUUUUGCCCCUCAUCACGAGCCUGACAAGUUUCAGUUUUGGAGUUGUUCUGUACUCAUGAAGGUUGGACAAAUGGAAAGUUAAACAAACGGGUCCGUAUGUUAAUACAAUUUACAGACACAAAUCAAGUCCUGUCAUUUGUGAAGCAGAGAGUCUGCACAGUUCUGGAUAUUUCAGCUGAUAGCUGUAGCUGCCGUACGGAUGGGAGUGUGUCAGAGGUGACUGGUGUGCCGUGUGUUACCCACACCAGGUGCUUCUGUGAGAACGCCGGACGUCCGUAGGUCAGAGCAAGCAAGCGGCGUGCUGUAUCUUUUGCCAAGGAACAAUUUUCCUGCCUGUUUCACUUUGAAAUGCCUCAAGGAAUACGGAAGUAAUAGUUUUAUUUGCAAGCACUGAGACAGUCAUUUGCAGCCAAGAGGAGUACUUUCCCCACCCAUCUAGGUGGAAUUGAUCAAGGUACUGAGAAACAUGAAGGAGCGGGUACUUCUGGGAUUACUGAUCAGGAGAAGGAAUUGUCGAGCAGUGCAUUACAAGCUUUUCAGGCUGGAAACUAUGAUGCUUGCUUACAACACCUAAAUACCCUUCAAGACAUCAACAAAGAUGACUACAAAAUAACUUUGAAUACUGCUGUUGCAGAAUUCUGUAGAAGUAACCAGACUACAACGGACAAUUUGAGACAAACCCUUAACCAGCUGAAAAACCAGGUUCACUCUGUUGUUGAAGAAAUGGAUGGUUUGGAUGAUGUUGAAAACAGUAUGCUGUACUACAAUCAAGCUGUUAUUCUGUAUCAUCUGCGUCAGUAUACUGAAGCUAUAUCGGUUGGGGAGAAGCUGUACCAGUUUAUAGAGCCUUUUGAAGAGAAGUUUGCCCAGGCUGUGUGCUUCUUGCUUGUAGACUUAUACCUGUUAACUUACCAAGCUGAGAAAGCCUUGCAUCUGCUUGCUGUUCUGGAAAAAAUGAUUUCACAGGGCAACAAUAACAGCAAGAAUGGAAAAAAUGAGUCAGGUAAUAAUACAAAUAAAGAUUCUUCGAAUCAAAAAGCUGAAAGUGGAGCUUUAAUAGAAGUUGCCAAGUCUAAGAUACAUCAGUAUAAGGUGAGAGCCUAUAUCCAAAUGAAGUCACUAAAAGCAUGCAAAAGGGAGAUCAAGUCUGUUAUGAAUACAGCUGGGAAUUCAGCUCCUUCUCUUUUUCUUAAGAGCAAUUUUGAAUAUUUGAGAGGCAAUUACCGUAAAGCUGUCAAACUUUUAAACAGUGCAAACAUUGCUGAACAUCCAGGCUUCAUGAAAACAGGUGAAUGCCUAAGGUGUAUGUUCUGGAACAAUCUUGGCUGCAUCCACUUUGCAAUGGGAAAGCACAAUUUAGGAAUUUUUUACUUUAAAAAAGCCUUGCAAGAAAAUGAUAAUGCGUGUGCACAGCUGGGAACAGGCAACUCAGAUCCAGGUAAAAAAUUUUCAGGGAGACCCAUGUGUACACUACUGACUAACAAACGGUAUGAGUUGCUCUAUAAUUGCGGAAUUCAGCUCUUGCAUAUUGGGAGGCCCUUAGCUGCCUUUGAGUGCCUGAUUGAGGCAGUCCAGGUAUAUCACUCAAACCCUCGUCUGUGGCUGAGAAUAGCAGAAUGCUGCAUUGCUGCCAAUAAAGGGACAUCGGAGCAAGAGACUAAAGGUCUUCCCAGCAAAAAGGGUAUUGUGCAAUCUAUAGUGGGUCAAGGCUACCACCGUAAGAUAGUCCUAGCAUCCCAGUCCAUACAGAAUGUUGUUUACAAUGAUGGGCAGUCCUCAGCAAUACCUGUAGCCAGUAUGGAGUUUGCAGCAAUUUGUCUAAGAAAUGCCUUGCUGCUACUGCCAGAAGAUCAACAGGAGCCAAAGCAGGAAAAUGGAUCUAAAACUACUAGUCAACUGGGGGGAAAUGCAGAAAACAGUGAAAGCAGUGAAGCAUGCAGCAAUAAAAGUCAUGAAGGGGAUAAAUUCAUUGCAGCUCCUCCUUCUUCGCCUUUGAAGAAACAGGAAUUAGAGAAUUUAAGGUGCUCAAUACUUGCAUGUAGUGCUUACGUGGCUCUGGCUUUGGGGGAUAACCUUAUGGCAUUGAAUCACGCAGAUAAACUUCUUCAGCAACCAAAGCUGUCAGGGUCUCUUAAGUUUCUCGGGCAUUUGUAUGCAGCAGAAGCUCUCAUCUCUCUAGACAGAAUAUCUGAUGCUAUCACUCACUUGAAUCCUGAGAAUGUCACUGAUGUUUCCCUUGGGAUCUCUUCAAAUGAGCAGGACCAAGGGUCUGACAAAGGAGAGAAUGAGGCAAUGGAAUCUUCUGGCAAGCAAACCCCACAGUGCUACCCCAGUUCGGUCACGUCUGCACGAACAAUGAUGUUAUUUAACCUUGGAAGUGCUUACUGUUUGAGAAGUGAAUAUGACAAAGCUCGAAAGUGUCUUCAUCAGGCUGCUUCGCUGAUCCACCCCAAAGAGAUCCCUCCAGAAGCUAUCCUGCUGGCUGUAUAUCUGGAAUUACAGAAUGGUAACACACAGCUGGCACUGCAGAUCAUCAAGAGGAACCAGCUGCUCCCUUCUGUGAAAACACUCUCUGACAUGCGGAAAAAGCCUGUUUUCCAGCCAGUCCACUCAAUCCAGCCCAUUCAGAUGCCAGCUUUCACUACUGUUCAAAGGAAGUGAGGUUGUUCUUCAACUUGCUGCUGCUGUGCCCAUGAGGGCUUGGGAUUUUGUAUAUUUUUUUAACCUAGGACACCUGAAUACCCCAAUUGCUGGAGUGUGUUUAUGUAAAUUUUUAAUAAAACAUAUAACCAAAA
Molecule: messenger RNA, 2986 nt
Organism: Pipra filicauda (Wire-tailed manakin)
Lineage: Eukaryota; Metazoa; Chordata; Aves; Passeriformes; Pipridae
Gene: CNOT10
Product: CCR4-NOT transcription complex subunit 10
Exons: 21
Coding region: 915-2852 (645 amino acids)
Biological process (GO): negative regulation of translation; mRNA catabolic process
Cellular component (GO): CCR4-NOT complex
Molecular function (GO): protein binding
Source: RefSeq, a predicted model, not a curated record